GGAUUUCCCGAUCUUUCCUGUCAUUGGUUAAUAUUUUAUUCUGUUGACAUGUUUUCUUUCUGCUAAUGCUUCCGACACCUUCUCGCCCCCCUCCUCCUUCUCUCCUAGACUCUGGCCGGAGCUGUCAGAACCACGCCUAUAGGGGCCCACAAUUGGUCCAGAAAGCGUAAAAUCAGCAAUCAAAGGGGCUUGGUUCAUUAGUGUCGAGGAUGGAGGCAGGAAGGACAUGUGAGAUAGUAACAGAUCUGCAGUGAACGGGGCCACAUCUCUCCAGUCAGGGGUGGGAUGACUGAGGCAGAGAAACAGCUUAUUUCUCUGAGAGGCGAAGAGCGCAGCGGGGCUUUGCCGUCACAGCGCGGCGUCCACUGACCAACUCAGCGGAGCGACCACGGGAAAGCACAUCAGCAGCAACUCCGGGGCUAUUUUUAUUUUUUUCUUCACCCUGAUCACACGUUGCGCGUUUGACAAGACGCCGCUCUCAGAAAAAUUAACUGAUCGCGAAGCGCGGAGCUAUACACUGGUUCCGGUGUCGGGGGGGGAAGAGGGAAGAUACCACUGAAAAUAUCCAUUGUUUUCACUUCGGUUUUUGUGGAUGCACCGAUGAGAGAUCCAGUUUUUACAGGGACUGCAAUGGCUUAUCACCCUUUCCACGCACAUCGGCCGACCGACUUCCCCAUGUCUGCGUUCCUGGCGGCCGCGCAGCCUUCCUUCUUCCCGGCUCUCAGCCUUCCUCCCGGAGCGCUCACCAAGCCCAUCCCGGACCACGGCCUGGCCGGGGCGGCCGAGGCUGGGCUCCACCCGGCCCUCAGCCACCAUCAGGCGGCCCACCUCCGCAGCAUGAAGAGCCUGGAGCCCGAGGAGGAAGUGGACGACGACCCGAAAGUAACACUGGAAGCCAAGGAUCUUUGGGACCAGUUUCACAAACUCGGAACGGAGAUGGUUAUUACCAAAUCCGGAAGGAGGAUGUUUCCUCCGUUCAAAGUGAGAAUUAACGGGCUCGAUAAAAAAGCAAAAUACAUCCUGCUGAUGGACAUAGUGGCGGCUGACGACUGCCGCUACAAGUUCCACAACUCCCGCUGGAUGGUGGCCGGAAAGGCCGACCCGGAGAUGCCCAAGAGGAUGUACAUUCACCCGGACAGUCCGGCCACUGGAGAGCAGUGGAUGGCCAAGCCUGUUGCUUUCCAUAAACUCAAACUGACCAACAACAUCUCGGACAAACACGGAUUUACCAUCCUGAACUCCAUGCACAAGUACCAGCCCAGGUUCCACAUAGUGCGGGCCAACGACAUCCUGAAGCUCCCCUACAGCACCUUCAGGACCUACGUCUUUCCGGAGACGGAGUUUGUGGCUGUGACCGCGUAUCAGAACGACAAGAUAACCCAGCUCAAGAUCGACAACAAUCCUUUUGCCAAAGGAUUCAGAGACACGGGGAACGGAAGGCGAGAGAAAAGGAAGCAGCUGACCAUGCCGUCUCUGCGGAUGUACGAGGACCAGUGCAAGGCGGACAGAGAGGGCGCAGACUCGGACGCAUCGUCCAGUGAGCCUCCGGCCAGCAGGGACGCCGUCCACUCCCCGCUGGGGGCCGGUACCAGCCCGCUCAGGUUCAACCGGACCAGUCGGGAUGAGAAAACAUGCACAGACAGUGAGCAGGAACUGGAGCAACACGAUGAGCGCUGCACAGGCUCCAACAGCCCAGGGACUGAGCCGGUGUCCCCCUACAGCUCCAGGUGCGAGGAGCGCGUGAGGGAAAGGCCAACCGGCGAGAAGAAAGACGACUCUAUAUUCAGCAUAAGGAACCUUGAGAAGGACAAAGCGGAGAGCAGGCACAGGAAGGACACCACGGAUGCGUUGACAAAGGAUUCAGAUGCUGGAGGCAUCAGUGCCAGCAAGGACACCUUCUCCCCUUUAGUGGUCCAGACCGAGAGCCCCUCACACUUCAGCCCUAGCCACUUGCAAAGCCUGGCUCUGUCUGGCCUUCACAGCCAGCAGUUCUUCAACCCCCUGAACACCGGAUCGCCGCUGUUGUUUCACCCUGGGCAGUUUGCAAUGGCCCCCGGAGCUUUUUCUGCGAUGGGCAUGGGGCAUCUAUUGGCCUCUGUAUCCGGAGCAAGUGGUUUGGAAAAUGGCAGUCUUUCUGCCCAAGGCACAGGAGGAACUCCUAAUCCAUUUCCUUUUCAUCUUUCUCAGCACAUGCUCGCUUCUCAGGGCAUCCCAAUGCCUCCAUUCGGAGGGCUUUUCCCGUACCCCUACACCUACAUGGCGGCAGCAGCAGCAGCAGCCUCAGCAUCGGCCCUACCGGCGACCAGCACCUCGAGCCCCCUUUCCAGGAACCCCUUCCUGACCUCGUCCCGGCCCCGCCUCCGCUUCAACCCCUACCAGCUCCCCGUGUCGCUGCCCCAGAGCUCCAGCCUCCUGACCACUAGCCUGCCCGGCGGCCUCAGCCUGGGCUCAGAGUCUUCCAAACCGGGCAGCAGGGAGACCAGUCCGGCCCCAGAACACCACAGCAAUCACAAGACAGGAGGGUCAAGCGGAAGGGCCGCUUCUCCCAAAAACUCCAUAAAGGACUCUGUAAACGAGCUGCAGAGCAUCCAGAGACUGGUGAGCGGCCUGGAGGGCCAAAGGGAACCUUCCCCUAACGCAGACUCUCCCAAAUGAUUAAGACUUUUUAUUUGUGUUUGGGGUGAAGACCUAUCUUGAAAAGAUUACCAGAGGACUUAUGUUGCAUAAGUCCUGUAUAGCACAUCACAGAGACUGAGAUGAGGGGUUUGACAAAAAAAAUGGUUGAUGAAGGCAGAUAUUUUUUUGAACAAAGUUACAGGUAGAAAAAAAAUAUAAUCUGUGUAAUUAUAUUUAACCAUUAAAAAAAAUAAGAAAAAUCACAAAUACUGAAGGCUUUCUUCAGAGCCGAUCUAUUUAACUGUGGAAAGCUUAGAUAGUUUUCCCACUAUCAUUAGACACAAAUCCCUCCCUAAAUCCAAUGUGUGUUUAGAGGCAGCAGAUGUUGAAAGCACCAGGUACUCUGAAAUGAUUCUCUACAUGGAUUAAAUUAAUUUCCCAAUGGAAAAUGUACAAGUAAAGAAGUCAAAUGUGCAGAAAACAACAAAAAAAAAACUAUGGAAACAAUGUAAGACGUUCUAAACAAGUGGUGACAUGAUCUGGUUAAAAAUAAUAGUGUUCAUUAAAGACAUUUACAGUGGGGAUGCUAUCAUAAGUUAGUUCAGUGGAUAAAACUUUGCAGAGGGCCACGUAUUGGCCACACUAACCUGUGUGAGCCCGCAGCUCCACGCUGAGCGCGGCACACUGCUGAAAAUGAGCGCUGACUCUGGUUCACUUGAAGAAUCGAGCAUCCCAGUCUGUUUUUUAAACAGAGCCGAGCCUCGAACAGGAGCCUCCUCACGCCGACAAGGCAGGUCUAAUUAUUCAAGAGAUAGAAGGUGAACGUUCCGUCUGUGGAAGGAAGGAAAAAGACAGAAAGAACUGCUUUAUCAUUUCAUGCCAGAAAUAUUCUCUCUGAACUAUUUAUGUAAUUAAAAAAAAAAUUCUGUAAAUAAAGCUAAGAUCCAAGAAUAUGCAAUCGGUAUUAAUUUAUUCAAUGCUGUAUAUUUGCGUGUAUAUAUUUCGAAUUGAACUUUUUCUCCCUCCUUACUCCCUCAUACCCCCUGUUUUACAUGAGCAUAUACUGUAAACUGAAGCUAUUUAGCGCUUGUUGGUUUGAAAAAAACUGUAUGACGCAUCGCAGAUUUUUUUUUGUUUUUUUUUGUUUUUGUUAAGGAGACGUGUGUGCCAUGUUUUAGUCCACAUCAACUAACACAGAGAAACAGAGAUGAGCUCCACUUGGAUUAAAAAAACACCUCAGGUUAUUUCACUCCAGUCUGGAGAUGUUCUAAGCAAUUCCUCCUAGGGCGCAUCAUUCAUAUCUACUCAUAAUUAUAGCCUAUUUAAAGAUGGACGUAUCUUGUUUAUGCUGGUUGUCCGGGUAUUUUUUCUAAAUUUUGUUUCUUUUCUUUUGUGCUUUUUUAAAAAACAAUGUUUGUUUUGUUUUGAUUGUCUCACAAUUUCAAUAAAAAAUCGUUGUG
This is a messenger RNA of Menidia menidia (Atlantic silverside), 4076 nucleotides long. Lineage: Eukaryota; Metazoa; Chordata; Actinopteri; Atheriniformes; Atherinopsidae. The record is from the annotation of a GenBank genome assembly.